AAUAUGAUCAUCUUCCCUGUUUUCACUCACAAUAGUCAGCAUUGUAUUGUCUGAUAACCUCCAGCUCCUGACACAUUUCUUUCCUGGUCAAAACGUUUUUCCACAAUUAACAUUGUAAACUUUCCCACAGCUCUCAUGGUGUCAUUGUUAAGACCACAUGGACCAGCUUUGAUGGAGCCACUGCUUUUUACUAACUUAAAACUGUUCUUUUCAUGACAGCAAAUGGCUAUUGUAGGGAUGGAAAUGAUUGUAUUUGCAGUCCAGAUUGGGCAGGACUGAACUGUGACCAAGACUUGAAUAUGUGCCGAAAUCCUCUCUGUCAGAAUGGAGGGACUUGCAUCAACACAGUAGCUGAUGAUUAUCGGUGUGACUGUAUGCCAGGGUAUACUGGUAAAAAUUGUCAGACUGAAAUUGAUCUCUGUGCCGAUAGUCCUUGUGAAAACAAUGCAACAUGUCAAAACUUCAAAACAUAUCACACAUGUACUUGUCUGGCUGGAUUUCAAGGUGUCAACUGUGAAACAGACAUUGAUGAGUGUAAACAAGACAAGUGCAGAAAUGGAGCCACUUGCAAAGAUCUGAUAAAUGCUUAUCAGUGCAACUGCCCGCCUGGUUACACUGGCCAGGACUGUGAACAAGACAUUGAUGACUGCCAAGGAUCGCCGUGUCAAAACAAUGGAACGUGUCUUGACCAAGUCAAUGGAUACAGAUGUAUUUGUCGUCAAGGUUUUAAUGGCAGUGACUGUGAGGCCAACAUUGAUGACUGCAAACCCGGCAUCUGCAGUAAUGGAGGGACCUGCCAUGAUGAAGUGAACAACUUUCGCUGUAGCUGUCCUGAUGGUUACCUUGGCCGGACAUGCAGUAAUUCCACAAAUGAAUGCACAUUGCUUCCCUGCCAGAAUGGAGCGACUUGUCAGGAUCUGCAUCUUGACUACAAUUGUACAUGUCUGGCUGGUUACACCGGGAAGGAUUGUGAAACCGAUAUUAAUGACUGUACUUCACCCUCACUGUGUAAUGAUGGUGUCUGUCAAGAUGGCAUCAAUAACUUUACUUGUGACUGCCAUGCUGGAUAUUCUGGAAGGUUGUGCGAUGUCAAUAUUGAUGAAUGUCAGGGUAGGUACCCCUCCCUUAAGAUGUUUUCUUGUCUCAUUUUGGUAUCUUUUAGGGGUCAAUACAGCUUAAGCCAUGCUGGAUUGGUCUUAUUCAAAUUUUCCGACUGCUUAUCACAAAGUGUUUAUCAUUGUUUUUCUGCAGAUAUUGAUGACUGUGAUCCCAGGAAUGACAUAUUUUCCCAAGAAGGGGAAGGUUCUUGGACGGAGUUUGGUUAUUGUGGACAACAUGGCACCUGUGUUGAUGGUGUCAACGUGUAUUCUUGUCUGUGUGACCCAGGGUGGAAUGGAACCAAGUGUGAAAUUGAUAUAAAUGAAUGCUUACCAAAUCCAUGUCAGCAUGGUGGACAAUGUGUGCAGACAUUCAAUGCGAGCUAUGUAUGUGGCUGUGCUCCAGGCUAUACCGGUGUUAACUGCACAGAAGAUAUUGAUGACUGUCAGAACAAUAACUGCACUUCUAACUCAACUUGUGUGGACAAGCUCAAUGGAUAUUACUGUGUCUGUCCUCCGGGUCUGAAAGGAAUAUACUGUCAGUCAAACUCAUCCUGGUGUAAAAAUCCCAACCCUUGUUUAAAUGGUAACUGCACAGAUNAUGCCCUUUAUGCAUAUGUUAUUUUAUCCCCAGAUGUCAAUGAAUGUACAACAGGUGAUGCCGUCUGUCCGGCAGGAUAUCGGUGUGUGAACACAUUGGGUAGCUACAAAUGUGUUUGUCCCUCAGGUUUCACAGGCCCACAGUGUGCCACAAAUAUCGAUGAUUGCAAACCCUCUCUGUGUCAGCAUGGAGGAAAGUGUAUCGACAAAGUGAAUGAUUUUGAAUGUGACUGUUGUCCUGGUUGGAGUGGAAGGAGCUGUGAACAGUUUAAUAUUGAAGAAGAUGUUUGUGGCUGUGGACAGGGAACAUGUGAAUGUGACAAAGAAACACAGCGUAGCUUUUGCACUUGUUUCAAGGGAUUUGAAGGUAACAGCUUGUUUUGCAGUUACCUUUAUUUGUCAUUGUCAUUGUGCAUCCAGGUC
This is a messenger RNA of Orbicella faveolata, 2120 nucleotides long. RefSeq lists its product as uncharacterized. NCBI's taxonomy places the organism in Eukaryota, Metazoa, Cnidaria, Anthozoa, Scleractinia, Merulinidae. The record is from RefSeq and is a predicted model, not a curated record. Gene Ontology annotation, molecular function: calcium ion binding. Gene Ontology annotation, biological process: heterophilic cell-cell adhesion; cell communication; establishment or maintenance of epithelial cell apical/basal polarity. Gene Ontology annotation, cellular component: plasma membrane; protein-containing complex.